Molecule: messenger RNA, 1416 nt
Organism: Sycon ciliatum
Lineage: Eukaryota; Metazoa; Porifera; Calcarea; Leucosolenida; Sycettidae
Exons: 6
Coding region: 1-1416 (471 amino acids)
Source: RefSeq, a predicted model, not a curated record
AUGUCGAUAGUCAGCAUUUUCUACUCCAACAUCACUCCCAACGCUGCAGAACGAAGUUUGUAUCCCGACUGCGCCGUGCCGUUGAUGUUUACGACUUGGCAUACGCUACAUGCGAGAACCAGAGGGUUCACAACAUUUGGCGACCACGCCAGGAUACGAAGCGGGCACGGCACAGGAAUUCUGGAAGCCCGCUUUAUCGCCAAUGGAAUUCUGUUAGGAUUGGAAGGCGAUGAGUUGAGAGAACAUGUAAAGAAGAGGCUCCGACAGUGCGAGGAGUUCGACGAGCGCAGUGCUAGACGGCAAGAGGGUGCGCUUGGCACAGAGGUUAACGAAACGCUCAAGAAGAUGGACGAGCGCAUCGCCGUCAGUACAUAUGAGGAAGCAAAGCGAGAUUUGCUUGCCUCGCUCGGAAGGGCGCAAGACGUAGAGGCGCAAGACGUAGAGGCGCAAGACAUAGAGGCUCAAGACGUAGAGGCGCAAUACGUAGAGGCGCAAGACGUAGAGGCGCAAGACGUACAGGCGCAAGACGUAGAGGCACAAGACGUAAAGGUGCAAGACGUAGAGGCGCAAGACGUAGAGGCGCAAGACGUAGAGGCGCAAGACGUAGAGGCGCAAGACGAAGCCAUGAAAUGUUUCUCAAUCAAGACACAGAUCAUCAAACUGCAUCGUACAGAUAGACCUCGGAGGGCAACAGCAAACUACUCCACAGAUAUUUAUGCCAGAAACGGCCAAGGACCGCGCGUUGUGGACAAUACCCACAGAAGGAAGGUGGAGCAGGAUCAUGAGUCAGUGAGUGAAGCGGAUCUGGAGGAACAACUCCGCUCACGGGACGAGCAGCUAGCAAAUGCGAGACAAGUGGUCUGUACCGAAACGGAGGAUGAGACAGGUGAUCAGAGGACGGAAGAGCAAUUGGAUGACGAAACGGUUGGUGAGGAGACAGAGGACGAGGCAGAUGAUGGUAGUGAUGAUGAUCUGGAUGCCUUUGAUUCCGGCAAACCCUCAGAUGAGGCAAAGAAGGCCAAUGUUGUGGAGGCCAUUUUCAUGCUGCAUACAGCCUGGCAGAGAGUCACGCCCCCGACUAUAGCAAAUUGUUUCCGACAUGCCAAGUUUCAUGACGAAUCGUCUGGCCAGACUGAGUCCUUGGCAAAUUUGAACGUGCCAAAUGACAACGAAGAUGGCCUGCUAGCCAUGACUGAAGCAUGGGAUAGCUUUGCUGACCAGACUGGUGGCAAAGAGUAUUACUCUCUGCCAGAAUAUCUUGACAUUGACAAGGGCAUUGCAACUGAGGGUCCUGAGGCUUUAGACAUUGCCCAGCAUAGCAACACUGCCGACAACAGUGAGAGUGAUAGUGAAGAUGACAGCGAAGUCCCAGCUGCGAAGCCACCGACUCGGUCAGAGGUGGCAGUCUCUCUUUAA